UACUUCUUAUUCCACUUCUAAUUACUUUUUCCAAAACUUCGAGAACAAGAAUGGAAGAACACGCGGAUGCGAAAUGGAAUUUACCGGAAUGGAAAAUAGAGCAGAAGUACAACACAGAUGUACUGAUCGGGAAUUGGAACGAAGAACGACGAGUGUUUGAGCGUGGUGACUCCCACUUUGGCAGUACUCACAGAGUAGACUUCAAAAAUUAUGGAAAAUUCCUACCAGAUGUCACAACCAGAAGAAAAGCUCUUCAGCAACAUAAUGGGCUAGGAAAAGAGUUCAUUUUUUCCCACCAUCAAAAAGCGUAUGUGGGCAACAGAAUAUCCUGGUAUGACCAACAGUUUAACAAGCGCGAGAUUACAGAGUCAAGGCUACCCCCGCUGAGGAGCUGGGAUAGGCAAAAAUUGGCCUGGGCACCAGAAAAAUCUGAUUACCCUACCCAAGGACCUCCUACAAACUACGGGCUUCUGCAGAAACUUCAACAGAAGUGGAAGGAUGAGGCAGCUUUGGAAAAACUUGGAACAAAUGUGUCCACUUACACUGUGUCAUUCACCCAAAAUCCAAAGGAAUCAUUUUCAUUUCAACACUAUGCAAGACCCAAGAGUCUCUCAUGUCACUUCCAUCCACACAAUGUCAACAAAGAUCUCCAUUUACGGGGAAAACAGCUUAGCGCUGCUCCAGAAUUUCCUCCAUCUCUUGCCAUUCCACAUAAUGUCCCUCCCAACUUUCCACAGUCAACCAUACUAGCAGUUUAAAAUAAUUUCAUUUAAAAAAAAAAACAUGGAAUUUUAUGUAUAUAUAUAUAUAUGACGUGUCACUUAACUGUGAUAGCUCUUAGCUUUGGCAACAACCGCUCUCAACACUAAUUUAUUCAUGUGCUUAAUUAUGAUGUAAAUAAAUAAGCGUGAAAAUA
Messenger RNA from Stylophora pistillata, 916 nucleotides. RefSeq names its product cilia- and flagella-associated protein 107. Gene Ontology annotation, biological process: flagellated sperm motility. The record is from RefSeq and is a predicted model, not a curated record. NCBI's taxonomy places the organism in Eukaryota, Metazoa, Cnidaria, Anthozoa, Scleractinia, Pocilloporidae. Gene Ontology annotation, cellular component: axonemal microtubule.